This is a messenger RNA of Aspergillus oryzae RIB40, 2244 nucleotides long. RefSeq names its product cullin culA (gene culA). Bases 1 to 2244 code for a protein of 747 amino acids. The record is from RefSeq and is a predicted model, not a curated record. Gene Ontology annotation, cellular component: SCF ubiquitin ligase complex. Gene Ontology annotation, molecular function: ubiquitin protein ligase binding. Gene Ontology annotation, biological process: SCF-dependent proteasomal ubiquitin-dependent protein catabolic process; protein ubiquitination. NCBI's taxonomy places the organism in Eukaryota, Fungi, Ascomycota, Eurotiomycetes, Eurotiales, Aspergillaceae. The transcript has 4 exons.
AUGCCGCCGUCCCUGAUUCCCCAGACACCUCACAAGGAUGACUUGGAUGAAACUGCGGUUCACAAUUUUUGCACAUCACAAAAGGCUGUCGGCAAUGGCCAUGGAUUACAAGCACAUCGCGGUGGUUCGUCUUCAUCAACGCACAAAUCCUCAAAGAUAUACCGGGCCCCUGGAUCUAACACUGCUUCAGCACAUCUGCUAGGAGAGGAGCUAUAUAAGCUGCUUGGAGAGUACCUUUCACGUCACCUCGAUGCUGUGCAUCAUGAGUCUAAGGGCCACGCCGAGGAGGCCCUGCUAGGGUUCUACAUCCGCGAAUGGACCCGUUACACGACAGCCGCCAAGUACAUCAACCAUCUUUUCGGCUAUCUCAACCGACAUUGGGUCAAGCGGGAGAUCGAUGAGGGUAAAAAGAAUGUCUACGACGUGUAUACUCUGCACCUCGUCAAGUGGAAAGAUGACUUCUUCAUGAAGGUCCAUGAGAAGGUUAUGGAAGCAGUUUUGAACCUUGUCGAGAAGCAGCGCAAUGGCGAAACGAUCGAGCAGUCGCAGAUCAAGAGUAUCGUCGAUUCUUUUGUUUCUCUCGGACUGGACGAAAGCGACAGCUCCAAGUCGACGCUUGAAGUAUACCGGAUGUUCUUUGAGAAGCCCUUCAUUGCGGCUACCAAGGUCUAUUAUGAAAACGAGUCGCGCCAGUUCGUGGCAGAAAACAGCGUGGUGGAGUACAUGAAGAAGGCGGAGGCACGCUUAGAAGAAGAAAAAGCUCGUGUGGGCUUGUAUUUGCACCCGGAUAUCUCGAAGCAUCUUACCGACACUUGUUUGGAUGUCCUCGUCACUGCCCACUCCGAACUACUGCGUGAUGAAUUCCAGGUUCUGCUGGACAACGAACGUCAAGAGGACCUAGCUCGGAUGUACCGGCUUUUGUCUCGCAUCAAAGAAGGUUUGGAUCCACUGCGGACGAAGUUCGAGACCCAUGUUAGGAAAGCAGGUUUGGCAGCGGUUGAGAAGGUUGCAGCGGAAGGCGAGGCGUUCGAACCCAAGAUAUACCAGAGCCUGGUUAACGAGGCAUUCAAUGGCGAAUCGGAGUUUGUUCGCUCCUUGGACAAUGCGUGCCGCGAGUUUGUCAACCGCAAUAAGAUCUGCGCGUCUAGUUCGACGAAAUCGCCGGAGCUGCUGGCUAAGUAUACCGACUCGCUGCUGAAGAAGGGAUCCAAGGCUGCUGAGGAGUCCGAGCUGGAGGAGAUGCUAGUCCAGAUUAUGACGGUCUUCAAAUAUAUUGAAGAUAAGGAUGUCUUCCAGAAAUUUUACUCCAAGAUGCUUGCUAAGCGAUUGGUGCAUGUCAGCUCGGUGUCCGAUGAUGCGGAGACUAGUAUGAUCAGCAAGCUCAAGGAAGCCUGCGGUUUCGAGUACACCAAUAAGUUGCAGCGCAUGUUCCAAGAUAUCCAGAUCUCGAAGGAUCUUAACGCCAGCUACAAAGACUGGCAAGACAAGGUACUUGAUGACGACGAUCGGAGGAAGCUGGUGGAUGCACACUUUCAGAUUCUGGGAACUGGGUUCUGGCCUCUUCAAGCUCCGUCGACAGACUUCCUUGCGCCACCGGAAAUUGUCAAGACAGCUGAGCGAUUCCAAAACUUCUACUUUGACAAGCAUAAUGGUCGGAAGCUGACAUGGCUUUGGCAGCUAUGCAAAGGUGAAAUCAAAACUAACUACAUCAAAAACACAAAGGUACCUUAUACUUUCCAAGUUUCAACCUUCCAGAUGGGCAUUCUUCUCCUUUUCAAUGAGACCGAUACCUUGACGUACGAGGACAUUCAAAAAGCUACCACUCUUGCUCCUGAGAUUCUUGAGCCGAACUUGGGUAUCUUCCUCAAGGCGAAGGUACUUACCAUCAACCCUGAGGGGUCCAAGCCGGAACCUGGCACCUCGUUCACAUUGAACUACAACUUUAGACACAAAAAGGUCAAGGUCAACCUCAACAUUCAGAUCAAGUCGGAACAAAAGGUUGAGUCGGACGAUACGCACAAGACUAUAGAGGAGGACCGUAAACUACUGCUUCAGUCUGCCAUCGUCCGAAUCAUGAAAUCGCGCAAGAAGAUGAAGCACGUCCAACUUGUCCAGGAAGUGAUCCAACAAGUCAAAUCCCGUUUCCCACCCAGGGUACCCGAUAUCAAGAAGAAUAUCGAAGCCCUCAUGGAGAAGGACUAUAUAGAGCGCUUGGACGGUGAUGAAAUCGCGUAUAUUGCAUAA